AUGGCCUUGGAGCAAAAACUGGGGUAUGCUGCCGCCGCCGCCACCGCCGCCUUUACACGCGUGAAUGUCGCCUUUCGAUACGCGUUACAUCUCUGCCCUGAGGCUCUAUACACGCAAAAGCUUACUGCGAAUGCGAAAGUACCCGCCAUGGUCCUCGGCUUCGAGCGCAUCAAUGAGCGCAUCCAACGCCCCAAUGCACACAUCAACUUCAUACGCACGCUGCCCGGCCCAACGUCCUCGACCGCUGAGAACAUCCUGAACCGCGUCGCAGCCAUCUGCUAUCCAUUCAUGAAGUCGCACAUGAUUCUUGUGCAGGCGCUCGAAGAAUUUCCCUACAACACCGAGUUUGUGGGUCGCAACUUCAACGCUGGCGAGGUCAUACAGUUGGUGCUGAGAGAUCGCAAUGGGCGGUGGCUGCCCCAGCGCAUGGUGGAAAUGGUCAUGGUGCAUGAGCUUGCCCACUGCAAGCAAAUGAACCACUCCAAGGCCUUCUGGAAGGUGCGGGAUGAGUAUGCGACCGACUUGCGCGCCCUUUGGGCAAGGGGCUACACUGGCGAAGGAUUGUGGGGGAGGGGCAGGGAACUCGAUACAGGCGCAAUGCAAGCUAGUGACGGGGAGCCGGUCGAUGUUCCCGAGCAUCUAUGUGGUGGCACAUAUGUUCACAAAGGCGGGAAGAGAAAAAGAGGUGCGAGGGAGAAGCCAACGUUAAGCUAUGCCGAACGGAAGCAAAGAAGGAUACUGAGAAAGUUUGGUGCAGGAGGACAAUCCCUAGGCGCUGACGAGGACACCAAAGUCAAGCUUGAGAAUGGAGCACAUAAGAAAGGAAAACCCAGGGUUGCAGGGAGUGCACGAGGUCGCGAGCUUAGAGCGGCGGCGGCAUUGGCACGUUUCGAUACAGCAAAGAAAGACGACGUCACCAUCAAGAAGGAAGAGCCAUCAUCAGACAGUGAGACGGAUGACGAGUUUAUCGAGGGCGAUCAGAAUGGUGCAGCAGUCGACGUGGAUGGCAAGAGCAUGUUCGACGACAAAGGCCGCGCACUCAUCAAGGUCUGCGAAGACGAGAUCGACCGAGAUGGCGAUGCCAGGCGAGAGCUGGAUGAAAUAACUGGCUUUGGAUCCUCUCGUAAAGUUUCGAAAAAGCUACCACCGCCAACCAAGACCCCGGGCAAGCCGCUACCACAUCCAAAGCCGACAACGAGUUCCGCACCGACGGCCACGACUAAAUCCAGUACCAUUUCCAAGCAAGCCUCUUCGAAAUCGACUGUUACACUCCCGGACCUGUAUAGUCGUCGUGCUGAUUCUUCGCGUUCUACACAUAGCCACCCCCAUACGCCUUUACAAUCUUUCGCCUGCGCGUGCCCAAUCUGUUCGCUUGAGAACACUGCUGACGCGCUUACAUGUGCUGCAUGUGCCCAUGUGUUGAAGGAGGAUUUUGUCGCUGGUCAUUGGACGUGUGAGACCUCGGCUUGUAAGGAAAGCCUGUAUAUCAACGCGGGGGAUGCUGGUAUAUGCGGCAUAUGCGGGGUGGCGAGGCACAGGUGA
This is a messenger RNA of Exserohilum turcica Et28A, 1542 nucleotides long. RefSeq lists its product as uncharacterized. The transcript has 2 exons. Lineage: Eukaryota; Fungi; Ascomycota; Dothideomycetes; Pleosporales; Pleosporaceae. Bases 1 to 1542 code for a protein of 513 amino acids. The record is from RefSeq and is a predicted model, not a curated record.